Messenger RNA from Lycium ferocissimum, 1869 nucleotides. RefSeq lists its product as uncharacterized. The transcript has 2 exons. The record is from RefSeq and is a predicted model, not a curated record. Lineage: Eukaryota; Viridiplantae; Streptophyta; Magnoliopsida; Solanales; Solanaceae. The coding region runs from base 586 to 1188 and encodes 200 amino acids.
UUAAAUGACUCAACUACCGUAUCUGUCAAACUUACCUCAUAAAAUCUCUUACCUUCAAUAGAGAACUUACCAUGUAUUUCUCUUUAUGCUUUCUUAAAUCUCCAACUAAUGGCACCAUAUUCUUCAUCGGAAAAAUUGUGCAUCUUCAAGCAGAACCAACAAUAGCAACGACCUUCUUUGACCAUAAUUGCUAAAAUUUAUUAUUAUUUGCUUGAUUUGUGUAGACUUUUCAGAUUCGUAAACCCUAGGCCAAUGUUUUAUUGGGGGUUAUAUGUUGACAACUUUGAUUCUUUUUUCAAUCGGGUUAUGUAUUUACAAUUUCAAUUUAAUUUCUUUUUGCUCAACUGUUGAACACCUUUUAUGCUUUAAUAUUUCUUGGUUGCGUCAAUUUCUAUUUGGUUGGUGCAACUAAAGGUUCAUCCUUGUUUAUUAAGUUCUGUAAUGCAAAUAACACAUGAAGCUGGUUUUGGGAUUUCAUACGAGAAUUCUGUCACUGCGCCUCUAUCAGUUAACAGGGUCACAUACUUUAAAGUUUUAUUUUCCGUUAUGCUCAUGUGCGCACCUUCAAUUCCAUACUUAUAAGGCAUGUUUUCAGUUGUUAUGUUGUUCGAAAAUGAAGAUAAUUUAUGCAACAGUUCUUUCUAUUGUUGUUAUAUCGUACGUAAAAGAAUGAGCAAACCACGUGGUUCAAACGCUAACAAAUGGACGGAUAAUGAGACAUCGAUGUUGAUCCAUAUCUUACAUGAUGAUGCAAGGAAAUACGCUAUUAAUGGUUCUUCCCUUAAUGGUCCAUGUUGGAGGAAAGUUAUAGAUGAGUUUUGGAUGAAAUCUUACAAGAAAGACGUUUUUGAUGAACCUCAAAUUAAGUCCAAAUACAACCGAUUAAGGACAGAAACAAAAAAAUUCAAGGACAUUCUUACAAGUUGCUCUGGAUAUGGUUGGGACCCCGAAACUAACACCAUUACUUGUCCAUCUGAGAUUUGGGCGGACUAUGUGCUGAAAAAGAAAGAAAAAAAUAUAAAUAUAUCCAAGUACAGGUACAAGGGGCUCGAACACUUUGACUUGUUGCGAGAAAUAUUUGGAAAAUCAUUUUCCACGGGAGAGCGCUUAGCAUACAGUACAAUGAAUGUUUCUUCACAACGAUCAAAUGAAGCUACCGAAGUGGAUAAAAAACCUUUUUUCUUGUGAUGACUACCUUAAUGAUACUGGGCCUAUGCAGGUCACGGGUAUUGGGACUGGGACUGGGAAUCGGACUAUGGCUGAUUCGUCUAUGGCAACUGAUUAUGGCACAUCCACAUAUCGCAAAAAGGGUCAUGCUACAGCUAUUGACAGCCUAAGUGAAUAUUUAAGGGAACAUUUGCAGUGGAAGAGAGACAGGGUGAAAGCCAAAGAAAAGAAAGAAGAACAAGCACAAGCGUCUAAAUCUUCUGAGAUUAUACCUAUUCCGAGAAAGUCGUCAUUACGCAAUUGUAAUAUGUCACGGACAAUUUUCUUAUUGAUGAAGAACAAUUUUCUCUGGCUAUUCCUCACUUGCAUGACCCCAGCUUUCGCAAUAUGUUUGUCCAUAUGUCCGAGAAAUGGCAAAUUAAGUGGGUUAAGGACUUGAAACAAAUCUCUGAAAAUUAGUGGUUGUUAAUCAGUGGGUUAAGAAAAAAAAAAUGCAGAGAACUAUGUUUUUAUCUUUUUAAUGUGAAACUACAGAUUAGUGGUUCUUUGAAUUUUGGCAAUUCCAUUUUGUUUAGAAUGCACAGAACAAUGUGAAAUUUCCAUCAAUUUUCAGUUAAUUGAUGUGAACUAUGUGUUGCUAUGUUGGAUUGUUGGCUUGUUUAAUGAAUUUGGUUUCAUUUCUGUACGAUGUUCAGUUAUAUC